UACGCAAUUAGAUCUACAGUCUUUGUAAAGCAUUGUUGCGAUUAACCUACAUAGGUAUUAGACAUAACAUACCAUAGACAUAUACAUACACUAUAUUUGUUUGAAACACAUAUACAAAUAUUUCGACGAACGAUGGAUUUAAUAAUGGAUAAUAAUAAAGUGUUUAAUAUAUUAAAUACGAUCUUGGUUACACGUCGUUGGAAUGAUUUAUACCAGAAUCUUAAUCCUAUGGUUUUUGGUAUUACAAAACCUAACCAACUAUACAAAGUCUUAGUAAAAGUAGCUGAAUUAAUUGUAAGCGAGAAUGACGAUACACCUGAUAAGGUUAAAAUUAUACUGCUAAAAAGCAUGGGUAAUUCGUGCCUAAAUACGUACAUUCAUGGAGAUUAUGAUAACGAGAAUAACGAUGAUAAUGGAAAAUAUUGUAGAAAAUUGUAUGCUAAAUUAGCCGAAGAAUAUGCAUCUAAAUGUACACAACAAUUGCAAGAAGAAACAAACACCUAUUUCCCAUACAACGGUGUUGCAGAGUGGACAAUAAAUUAUAUUAUUUUAAACUGUAACAUUGCAUUGUCGGCAGAACGAAUAGAAAUAUUAAGAUUAUGUAUCCAAUUUUUAUGCAAUCUUUAUUCGUUUGCUUGCGAUGAUAUUAAUUCGAUGCGAUGUAAAAGCAUAAAGAAUCAUUUCAUCAACGCAACGUUUCAAAAUGCUCUCAUAAAAUGCAUAUCUUUGGAAGAUAUGUCUGUAGUCAAAGUAGCUUGUAUGUUUGUACAUAAUACACUGAAAAUAUUUGACCGAGACAACUUUAUAUGGAAGGAUAACAGCUAUGUGUGUUCUCAACUGUUAAUAAGAAUCACAGAUUUAGAAUGUGCGAAGGAAGCAUUGUUAUGUCUGUUGAAUCAAGCAAAUAUAUUUCAAAGCGUCUACGAAGAUAUUGACAUGGAAAAUAAGUUGAAUUUACUUCAAAUAAUUCACGAAGAAGCUAAAGAUGUUAUUUAUAAAAAGAAGAAAAAUGACACAAGCUUUACUUUUUGUCGAAAGCUUAAUAAAUAUUUGUCUGAUCGUUUUUGCAAAAGGAGCGAUCUUAUACUGAAAACAAAAGACACGUAUUUAGAUAAUAAUUUCGAGCCAAUGGAAGUAGUUAUUCUUCUUGAUAUAUUGGGAGUGCUUACAUCUGAAGCUACGGAUAUACUUUAUGCUAUUCAAGAAAAUAGAAGUCUUCUUAUAAAUUGUUGUUACUUGUUGAAAUCUAUGCAUAUGUAUGCCAGAGAACCAGAUAACAAUUUUAGAUUGAUACAAAAAUUGAGCGAAGUUGCACCAUCUACGCAAAAUAAAGAAAAUGAUUUGGAACGUCAUCCUGCUUAUGGUUUUAAAGCGGGUUUGAUAAGAGUCAUUGGGAACAUGUCGUAUAAGAAUAAACAAUGUCAAGAUAUUAUUUAUUUGAGAAAAUAUUUGCAUGUGGACGGAUAUAAUGACUGAUACAAGCUACAAUGUAAUGAACAGCAUUGUAGACACAUUAUCCGCUCCGAGGGAAAACAAGUAAUGACGUCAAAGACGUUUAAUAAUCAUGACGUCUAAGACAUCAAAUGUACCCAAGAGUUUCUUUGGUUUGACGUCUUAAACACGUCAUCCACUUCUAAGGGAAAAAAGUGAAUGACGUGUCUCAGACAUCAAAUGUAUCUAAGGGGUUAAUAUAUAAUGUCGAUAAAUUAGGUAUCUUCUAUAGAUGAUAAUAAUG
Molecule: messenger RNA, 1735 nt
Organism: Polistes canadensis
Lineage: Eukaryota; Metazoa; Arthropoda; Insecta; Hymenoptera; Vespidae
Product: ataxin-10
Exons: 5
Coding region: 133-1476 (447 amino acids)
Biological process (GO): neuron projection development
Cellular component (GO): cytosol
Source: RefSeq, a predicted model, not a curated record